Molecule: messenger RNA, 1086 nt
Organism: Anopheles cruzii
Lineage: Eukaryota; Metazoa; Arthropoda; Insecta; Diptera; Culicidae
Exons: 1
Source: RefSeq, a predicted model, not a curated record
UUGCUCCUGUUGGCGCUUGCGUGUGGUGUCCUGGGGCAGAAUGUGUUGAGUACCACCAGCACCGUACCUCCGGAAGCGAUCGUCAAUCUCGACGAUGACGACUUUCAGCUAUUUCUCGCGGGCCGUGAACCGAAGGCUUUUUCGGGAUCGACGACAAGUUCGAACUCGUCUGUAACAACUAGCACCACUGCUCGGACGACGACUCCUCCGACGACUCCUCCGAUGACUCUUCCGAUGAGUCCUUCGACGACUACCACUUCACCGCGUCCCCAAACUCCUUCGACGACAACCACACCACCGCGUCCCCGAACCCCUAGUCCAACCACCUCGACUGCCACCACUGUUACCAGAACUCCUAUGCUUGGAGGCAGGUCGUUGCUUGGAGAAAGCACACCAACUGUGCCUAACACUAACGUGCUCGGACAGCAGUUCCGACCAGCGGGCCGCGACUUUACCAACUGGCUGAUGCAACAGAUGAACAAAUUCCAGGAAGUAACGCCUGUUCCCCAACAUGUCCCAGGGCAGGAGCAAGCCGCUGUGAGCACCACAGCCCGUCCGACAACCAUGGCUCCUUUUCCAGCCUUCAGCAGUGGUCAACCGAGUGGACAUCAGCAAAGUCUCCGCAGCCAGUUACAAACUUCCCAACAGUUGACGGAUCGACUACUGACCCUGUGGACUCCGAGCGGGUCCUACAUUCAGACAGAUGGUCUGCAUUACACUCCACCAGCCGUCUUUUACCAAACACCGACUGUCACCUACGAAAAUGAUGGUGUUUCUCACAAUAAUCAUUACCCAAUCCACCAUCAUGAUCUGAAGCAGCAGCAACAACAACUGCCUUUUCCAGAAUCCUCGCCCUAUACUGACACCUAUCUCAGUUACCAGAAACCCGCUCGGCAACCUGGAGCACAAUCGACAACCUCAUCCGGUCGGGCUCCCAUCGCGGUAGAUCACGUGUCACAUUCAGGUGCUGUCUUCUAUUCGGACGGUAACUACUACUACACUCGGCCGGAGGCACCGCCGCUACCACAGAUCCGACCUUACGAACUCCAGCACGUCGAGAAACCAUUUUUGAUUAAUUAUCCCUAA